ACCGGAACCGAUCCUCAAACUGGGUUAGCGUAGCGUCAGCCCGCCAUUUUGUUUUGCGUUUCUUGUACUCUUUUGCAAAUUUCCGCGCUUUCCAGAACCUAAAAGAAAAAUGUCGCAUAGCCGCAACGAUUGCAGAAUUUACGUUGGAAAUUUACCGCCCGACAUUCGCACGAAGGACAUCCAAGAUCUCUUCUACAAAUUCGGUAAGGUAACAUUCGUCGACCUGAAGAAUCGCCGCGGCCCCCCGUUCGCGUUCGUCGAAUUCGAAGAUCCGAGGGAUGCGGACGACGCGGUCCACGCACGAGACGGCUACGAUUACGACGGUUACCGUCUUCGAGUCGAGUUCCCCAGAGGGGGCGGUCCGAGCUUUCGAGGCCGCGGUGGCGGAGGCGGCGGCGGCGGUGGACGCAACCGAGGGCCACCGGCACGUCGGUCUCAGUUUCGAGUUUUAGUCACAGGACUGCCUCCUUCCGGAUCCUGGCAGGAUCUUAAGGAUCACAUGCGAGAAGCAGGUGAUGUAUGUUUUGCAGAUUCUUUUAAGGACGGUUCCGGAGUGGUAGAGUUCUUGCGCUACGAAGAUAUGAAAUACGCAAUUAAGAAAUUAGACGAUUCACGAUUUAGAUCGCAUGAGGGCGAAGUGUCUUAUAUUCGUGUAAAGGAAGAUCGUGGCGCUAGCGAUCGUCGGUCCGGCGGUCACUCAAGAAGUCGCUCGUACUCGCCGCGUAGGCGUGGCUCGCCCACGUACAGCCCGGUCAAACGCAGUUAUUCCCGUAGCCGUUCCCGUUCGUAAGACCUUAAGCUGUAUGCUUUAGAAGUAGAUCGGAAUGGUUUUGUAUAACUAAGCAAAUGUAUGUAUCAUUUUCACAACUGUUUUUUUUUUACUGCUUUCGCGUUCUUUCUGUAAGUCUUAACAUUCCUCGCUAUUAUGGGAAUAUUUCAUUUGUUUAAAAGCAAGACUUGACCUUCUGAUGUGAGUUAAAAGCAAUCGACAUAACAUGAUUUUAUUUUGUGUUCAGUAAUCGGAUGUAGUCAUCAUUGUUUGUCUAGACAGUAUCAAAAGUCUAUUCUUGCUCUUAAUAGGUUUAAUUUUAAAUUUUUCAACAAAUUUAUUAAUGUAACUUUGUAUGUAAUAAGAGGUGCUCUAAAACUGCACAAGUUUUAGAUCAUCUUUUUAUAAUAAAAUAGUGACUAAUUGUAUUUUUUGUUGCCUGUUCGUGGGAUGGGUCAAAUAAACGAAAUCACUUGAACACAUGUUACUUUUUGGAUGCAAGAGGAUAGGAAUGAAUGUUUGGAGGAUCACUUUAAGGAGGAUUAACGGAAAUACGAAGGAUUUCGUCUUUUAGUUGGAAAUUACUCUCGUACCGCUUGACGCUUUUCUCGACAAAUUUCACUAGGACCAAACUUUGGUUUGGUUUCGGCUUAAGUUUGGACCACGUGGGAUUUGAUUGUCAAAAAAAAAAUGUAUAGGAUCAGAUUUCGGAUUUCUUGGAAUGCUUAAUUGGAGGAGGAUGUUUUAUGUCGUUCGGGAGCAUAGGAAUUUAGGAAAAAAAACGUUAGGAUCAUCUACAGGAUUUUUGAGGGAUUUUGAGGAGGAUUUUUGGCUUUUGGCGAUUAAGAGGAUUGCUUGUGUUUGGGAUUAACCGGAUCAUCUUCAGGUAUUCUUGUAUGUUUUGCCAUUGUUUUCUUAUUUUUUAAAACAUUAUGAGUAAGUGCGACUUGUUUUCCUUUUUUUUACUAAUUUAAAUAUCUAUUGCAUGCUUUUCUUUAAUUAAAAAUAAAUGAACGAGUGUGAUGAGUGAUUGGUUGAUAAAAGCUUAUUUUAAUAAAUGUAUAUUUUGUACUGGAUCAACUAAUGAUAAUUACAGCUCAUUUGUUUAGUAAGCGUUACAUUUUAGGAUUCGAUCAGAUUUGUAAAAUGGGUAGGUAUGUACAUUCGGUAAGUAAGUUUGUAUGCAUUGUAAGGUUAUGUGUAAUAAAUUUAUAUACUGGUG
Photinus pyralis (common eastern firefly) is the source of this 1991-nucleotide messenger RNA. RefSeq names its product serine/arginine-rich splicing factor 1B (gene SF2). The record is from RefSeq and is a predicted model, not a curated record. NCBI's taxonomy places the organism in Eukaryota, Metazoa, Arthropoda, Insecta, Coleoptera, Lampyridae. The transcript is spliced from 4 exons. The coding region runs from base 110 to 790 and encodes 226 amino acids. Gene Ontology annotation, molecular function: mRNA binding. Gene Ontology annotation, cellular component: ribonucleoprotein complex; nucleus; cytoplasm.